CGUUUCGCCGGCCGAUAUAACGUAGGGGCUCAUUCGGAAGGCUUCAAAUAAUUUCCGGGUCCUCGAAAGAUAGCACCAGGGUGCAGCCGUUGACGCUACAGGUCGCAGCCGGUAGCAGACACACCGUCAACAUGAGAGUUUUCCUGAUCACCUCAGCUUUAAUAGCACUAGCUUCUGCCCGACCAGAAGCUGGCUACAGUUACCCCGUACCUUCCGGCGCUCAGCUCACCCUCCCAGGACCCAGCAUCGGAGGCAGCCACGGCAUAUCCAGCAUUAGUCUAGCUACAUCCGGCGCCUCACUGGGCAGCAGUUCCUCCCUGAGCAAUCACGACAUCAGCCACAUCAGUUUAACCGGCGGAGGUAGCGGCUACACAGGAGGAAGCAGCUACUCCAACGCAGGAAGCUACAGCAGUGGAUCUGGUUUGUCAUCUCUAUCUGGAGGACACGGAUCCUCAUUUGGAGGAGCUUCGCUGUUAUCUGGAGGCCACGGUUCUUCAUUCUCUAGUGGAUCUAGCUUGUCAUCCUCCUCUUUGUCUGGAGGACAUGGAUCUUCAUUCGGAGGACAUGGAUCUUCAUUCGGAGGACACGGAUCUUCAUUUGGUGGACCCGCUCUAGUAUCUGGAGGUUCUUCCUUUGGAAGUUCUUCAAGUUCCGCAUUCUCCGGAGCAAGCGCAGGAAGUUUCAGCUCUGCUGCAUCUCUAGGAAACAUCGGUGGAGGUUCUACUUUGGUCCAGAAACACAUUUACGUUCAUGUACCACCUCCAGAACCUGAAGAACUCAGACCUCAACGCAUUAUUCCUGUAGCACCACCUCAAAAGCACUACAAAAUCAUCUUUAUCAAAGCCCCAUCUCCACCAGCACCUACCGUACCUUCCAUUCCUCUUCAACCGCAAAACGAAGAAAAGACUCUGGUUUACGUGUUGGUUAAGAAGCCCGAUGAACAGCCUGAAAUUAAUAUUCCUCAGCCAGUGCCUACUCAACCCAGCAAACCAGAAGUCUACUUCAUUAGAUACAAAACCCAGAAAAAUCAAGCAGCUGGUGGAUUCUCCAGCGGUUCUUCAUUGUCCAGCGCUAGCUUCGCCGGAGCAGGAGCUUCUCUAGAUGCAGGAUCAUUAGCUGGAGCUGACUUUUCCAGUUCAGCUCUAGCAGGCUCGUCUCUGAGCUCUGGAUCUCACGGAUCCUUGGCUGGAUUAUCCAGUGGCGGACUUAGCAGUUUCUCAACGUCUCACAGCGGUUCUUUCUCCUCUGGAUCAUCCGGAGCAAGUAUCAGUAGCUCAUACGGACCCCCGGGAUACGUCAGUGGAAAACCAGAAGGUCCGUACUAAGUUGUUUUGUAAAAAAGUGAUGUCGAGGUGGUUAUAGAAAGACUUGAGGGAUGCAAAAGGCGGGUUUUUCCUUUUCUAGUGGUGGACUUUAAAAAAUCCGCAUGCGUGACCCGAAUUAAUAAAGUUAUAAGCGUGAUAGUCAUGUUAUUGUACAUUGUAGUCAUUAAUUAUCAUUGUAAUCGUACCAUACUGCCAUAUUAGAAUAUAAGAUGGAUUGUAUUCUAUUGUUAAAUAAACGAUUAUGUUUUUAGUUUGUAAGAAACGGUGACAAAUCUAGCAAGUAGGACGUUAUUUAAAUUGAAAUAAAUUAUUUUUGUAUACGAA
This is a messenger RNA of Sitophilus oryzae (rice weevil), 1649 nucleotides long. RefSeq names its product ras guanine nucleotide exchange factor G-like. The record is from RefSeq and is a predicted model, not a curated record. The coding region runs from base 132 to 1325 and encodes 397 amino acids. NCBI's taxonomy places the organism in Eukaryota, Metazoa, Arthropoda, Insecta, Coleoptera, Curculionidae. The transcript is spliced from 2 exons.